CCUCAUCAACAUCUGACUCAAUAAUCUUACAUGCCAUUACAUCGUCAGCAAUAUCAUCAUAUCAGUGCCAUGGACACAAACGUUAGCAUCACGUGAAAUGGAUAAGCAGUUGGACUGUUAGACAGCAGCCUUUGGAGUUUGGACAGACAAAAUCAAGAACGCUCUGUCAAGCCCACAUGGACGGCAGCGACCAUGAAAGCAGUUUCCACAGCGUGCAUAUGCGUGAACCAGUACUGCUACAACUCGUCGCAUUUGGACAGUCCCACCAGUUUUACAAGGACUUAUGUCAAUUAUCUCUGCGAAUUUAUUUGUUCUGCGUUAUCUGUUCUGCGAGGUUAUUUGUUCUGCGCAAUUUUUCCAUAGGAAUUUGGAAGGUUUUUCACCGACUAGCGCAUGGUCGUGCACAGCUGCAGAAUAUUCUUAAAUCUGUAAAAACCUGUUCCUCGUCGUUAGCAUGUGCUUUGCUUUCUCUGAGACUGCAAAGAAUUAAAUAUGUCGAUGAUCAUGUCAACGAGCCAGGAACCGGUUGCAGCCACAGGCAUUAUCAGUCGCCUAAAGCGCGCGCUAGCCAGUGGGGAUCACCAUGACGUGGAGUUUUCUGUUGGUCGUCAGUUUGGGGAGGCGAAGACGCUACAGGCACACAAAUGGCUACUGAGUAUCAGCAGUGACGUAUUUAAUCGACAGUUCUACGGUAGCCUCCCAGAGAAAUGUGACUUUCCCAUUGAUGUUCCUGAUAUUCUGCCAGAUGCGUUCCUCAAUAUGCUCAGUUUUCUGUACACGGACACCGUGGAGAACCUGAACGUCGACAAUGUAGCCCCGACCAUGUACUGCGCUGACAAAUACAACAUUCAGCCACUGCUUGAUCUGUGCUCGGAAUUCAUCAUCGGUCAACUCACGGUGGACAACUGUCUGACUGUUCUGCAGAGUGUGCGACAUCUGAACGCCGUUGUGGAGAAGUGCUUGGAAAUGGUGGAUACCAACUCCGACACCGUUCUGCAGUCGCAGCAUUUUCUGGAGAUUGAUAGCAGUGAGACGCUGUGUAUGGUCGUGUCACGCAACACACUGUCCGCUGACGAGCAUCUCAUCUAUGCGGCUGUUGAGAAGUGGGCCGCAAAUGCCAGCAAUUUACGCGAUCUGGAUCCGUCGCCGGCCAAUCGGCGUGAGGUGCUUGGACCGGCGUUGUACUGUAUACGCUACCCGCAGAUGUCAGAUGUUCAACUGACGGACGGCCCACUCAAGAGCGGUUUGCUGUACUUGGAUGAAAUGCGGGAUAUCUACCGGUACAAACAUGCCACUGAAAAACCGGCCAUUGCGUUCCCCGCCGAACCCCGCCGUCCCAUCGAGCGUCCAGCAGCUUUCCAAAUUGGGGAGGACGUGUAUCACUUUGGAGAACAAGUGAUUGCCAAGAAGCAUUAUAACUGGCAUGCGGGACGCAUCCAUGGAAUUGACGAGCCUGAGUUCCUGGUUGAGUGGGCGGAGGGUGGCCUGGUGGAGAGCCGCAGUCCGCAGGAGAUCGUGCGUGCCGCGGAUAUCCUGCAGAAGUGCCAGGAGGUGGUGGUGCUGGGUUAUGAUCGCGGGGAGAAUGAGGAGGGGUAUUAUGUCAAAAGCCUGUCGGAGGAUGAGCACCGCGUGGUGAUCCCGCAUCCGGAUGCUGUGAGGGAUGUCACGUUCCGCGAGUUGGUGGUUAUCCAUCACUACGUACUGCUUUGGAAAGCUCAGGUGGAGGCGCGUCGUCUGCUAGAGGCGAAGGGCUGUUUUUGAUUCUGUUGAUGGAUUCUACUACUGUGUUAAUGUUUUCUUAUUAACCUCUAUACUACUGUUGACUGAGCGCAAAUUAAGUAUGGGUUGCGCGAUAAAUUUACGUUUCUCAGGUUCGUAGGAUCUAUAUGUAGUGACUUACUGUGUUCUUCGACUUAAUUGGCCCCAUCAGCUAUCCUGAUCACUUUCGCUGUAUAUUUUGCAUUCCAGGAAUUAGGAUACAAUAAUUUCAACAAUACUGGUUUUUAGAUAUUAUGUAGCUACCACAUUUUGUCUGAUUUUGUGAAUACUUGUG
Molecule: messenger RNA, 2053 nt
Organism: Paramacrobiotus metropolitanus
Lineage: Eukaryota; Metazoa; Tardigrada; Eutardigrada; Parachela; Macrobiotidae
Product: BTB/POZ domain-containing protein 6-like
Exons: 7
Coding region: 493-1761 (422 amino acids)
Biological process (GO): neurogenesis
Cellular component (GO): cytosol
Molecular function (GO): protein binding
Source: RefSeq, a predicted model, not a curated record